UUUUAAUUGUUUUAUCUCCUGAUGACCAAUAACUGAUUAGAUUAUGAGACCGGUAUCAAUGGAACUUGUGGUUCCCUGCAAUUCCUGCACUUCACUCCACCGGAAACCGCCUCUUCACCCGCGAGUCUCAUCUCUGAAACGCAGUGCUUUUUCCUUGAAAUGCCGACGCACAACUACAUCAGAGCUCCAGUCUCCGGUGAGCGUUACCUGCCGGGACGGUAGUCUUUCCCCUUCCAUUCCAACUCAUAAAGUCACCGUCCACGACAGAUUUCGAGGUGUCGUUCACGAAUUUGUUGUUCCUGAGGACCAAUACAUAUUACAUACGGCUGAAUCUCAAAACAUUACGCUUCCAUUUGCAUGCAGGCACGGUUGUUGUACUAGCUGUGCCGUCCGUGUAAAGUCUGGACAAAUAAGACAGCCUGAAGCUCUUGGGAUAUCUGCUGAAUUGAAAGCAAAGGGAUAUGCACUUCUUUGUGUGGGGUUUCCAUCGUCUGAUGUUGAAGUGGAAACACAAGAUGAAGAUGAGGUAAUGUGUAUUGGCUUCAAUUUGGAAGAUAUUUUGCUCGAGGACCAAUUGAAAGGGAUGACUAUGCGUUGGAGCUAGCCCUGGGUGAUGAAUAAGCUGCUUACAUUACAUUAGUGAAAGUUGAGCAUAAACCAUGUAAAGCCUGCUGCGGAUUCUGUAUCUUUUCAUUUUUAUAGUACCCCAGCUGAAGCACUGUGAUUAUGACUCAGUGAAUUUGACAUUGUUGACAUCUUUAAGUUACAUGUAUUAACUUCUUCAAUGUAUGUUUUCCUUGUGCCAA
Messenger RNA from Gossypium raimondii (Peruvian cotton), 806 nucleotides. RefSeq names its product ferredoxin C 2, chloroplastic. NCBI's taxonomy places the organism in Eukaryota, Viridiplantae, Streptophyta, Magnoliopsida, Malvales, Malvaceae. The coding region runs from base 44 to 604 and encodes 186 amino acids. Gene Ontology annotation, molecular function: iron-sulfur cluster binding. The record is from RefSeq and is a predicted model, not a curated record. The transcript has 6 exons.